Blastomyces gilchristii SLH14081 is the source of this 2245-nucleotide messenger RNA. Its product is annotated as COPII-coated vesicle protein SurF4/Erv29. Bases 319 to 1230 code for a protein of 303 amino acids. NCBI's taxonomy places the organism in Eukaryota, Fungi, Ascomycota, Eurotiomycetes, Onygenales, Ajellomycetaceae. The record is from RefSeq and is a predicted model, not a curated record. Gene Ontology annotation, biological process: Golgi organization. The transcript is spliced from 5 exons. Gene Ontology annotation, cellular component: endoplasmic reticulum; endoplasmic reticulum-Golgi intermediate compartment; membrane.
CAACCAUGCUGCUUUUGUUACAUCAUCGUCGCUGUCUUUCCGCAUCGUGGCCUGUACUUGAGUUUGUCAACGCCCAAGACUACCUGGCCAACGUCCUCCCGAUAUAUAGCUUCCCCCGGCCUGGCAUUGCCCUCUACUGCUGCUUCUUCCUUUCGUUUUCAUCUCAAUUAUCCCGCCUGUCACCUAUAUAUUUCUUUAACCAAUUCCCCUUUUGAAUUCCCGCCGCGCUUCCCCCGGCGCUUGCCUCCUCUUCCGAACCCUUGUUUAUUCGCCCCUCUCCCCGAAACCGAGUUCCGCCCUUCUCCCCCUUUGGCAGCCAUGGCGCAAAUCCGUGGCACGGCGGGAUACAAUCUAGGAAACCAGAACCCAUUUGGCGGUCCUGGAAGAGCAGAUGCCACCAGCGAUCCCAGCCCGCUUGAUGCGAUUCGAGAGCAGACAAGCAAGAUCGAGGACUGGCUAGAUACUCUCUCCGACCCCAUCAGGCCCUAUUUACCCGCCGUCGGCCGUUUUUUGAUUGUCGUUACUUUCCUUGAGGAUACUCUUCGUAUCUUCACUCAAUGGAGCGACCAGCUCGACUAUUUGAAAGAUUUUAGAGGCAUUCCAUGGGGCAUAACACAUCUCUUCCUCCUCAUAAACGUCAUCGCAAUGGUUUCUUGUUCGAUUCUGGUCAUCGCGCGGAAACAUAGUGAAUAUGCCGUCGCGGGUCUUCUUGGGGUCGUCGUCACUCAGGCGCUUGGAUACGGCCUCAUCUUUGACCUGACCUUUUUCCUUCGCAACCUCAGCGUCAUCGGAGGACUUCUCAUGGUUCUUUCAGAUUCCUGGGUACGUAAGCGGUUUGUCCCCGCUGGUCUCCCGCAACUCGACGAGAAGGAUCGGAAGAUGUACAUCCAAUUCGCCGGGCGUGUAUUGCUGAUCUUCCUGUUUAUUGGGUUCGUAUUUGCUGGCAAGUGGACCUUCUGGAGGAUUCUUGUUAGCCUGUUUGGAUUGGUUGCGUGUGUGAUGGUUGUUGUUGGAUUCAAGGCGAAGUGGAGCGCUAUCAUCUUGGUGGUGAUAUUGAGUGUCUUCAACAUACUCGUGAAUAACUUCUGGACGCUACAUUCCAAGCACCCACACAAGGACUUCGCCAAAUAUGACUUUUUCCAAAUCCUCUCCAUUGUUGGCGGCCUCCUCCUCCUUGUCAACAUGGGACCCGGCCAAUUCAGCGUGGACGAGAAGAAGAAAGUGUAUUAAAUCAUCUCUUGCCCUCUCCUUGCCUCCCGUUUUUCUUCUCAAUAAGCACGGCGUGCGGAAGAAGAUCAACAGAUAAAAUCGAGAAAAAAUUGAUUCCUCAAAAAAUCUUAACCCAAGCACGCAAAAUGUAUCGCUGCUACAUAGCGUCAAUCCAUCACGGCAUUGUCCCAUCCAAUCUACCCGGCAAUAUCUCCCUCCUUCCGGUCCCAACGUACUAUCAUCUCUUGCCUGAUUUCCCUCUCUGUGUCUCCAAUACCUACCAAUAUUUCGGAUAAAAAUCGGUUCCUGUUUUCCAAUUUCCUCUACCGCCUAACUUGUUCUUUUUAACCUUCCACUAUUUCGAAAAUCUAUUGCUUUUCUCAUAGCAUCGCUUACUUCAAAAUCUUUAUGUUGUCUGAUGGUUGUCAUUUUUUGUGUUGCUAGUUGCUUUGUUUGUUGUUUCUUCAGGGGUGUUUUUGCUUAAUCUUACUAUUUUUAUUUUUACUCUGAUUACUUUCGUUUUUUCUUACCUCUUUACUCUAUUGACCUAGUCAUGGUUUUUUUUUUUUGAGGCCUUUUAUUCUUCAUUUUCGUUUCCGUUAUUUUUUUUCUACAUCCACACACAAACUUCAACCAUGCAUGUAUGUAUGUUAUCUAUGUGCAAUCUGAUCUGUGUAAGGCCCUGUUAUUGUCUGGGGGAAAUUAUUAUUUUUGAAUGAUUCUUUCUAUAGUUUUUCUUUUUCCUUUCCUUUGGAAUGAAGCGGUCCUCCCCGCAACAAUUAUUUUCAUCUAUACGAAAAGGAAGAGGCUUUGAUUCUAUUGAUUAUUUAGUUAACUACCUUUUUCUGUUGGCUUCUCACUCUCUCUCUCUUUUUUUUUUUUUUUUUUUUUUUUUUUUUUUUUUUUUUUAAUCCCCCUUAAAAGGCCAGUUAGUUCAGGUCAUUUGUAACUAGGAUACAUUCAUUCAUAUUAAAUAGAUUGUGUAAUUUAUUUAAUUUCUAUGCAACGUAUCCGCAAAAUCAAGCGCGAUAGUUUU